Messenger RNA from Centrocercus urophasianus (Greater sage-grouse), 1472 nucleotides. RefSeq names its product zona pellucida binding protein (gene ZPBP). Gene Ontology annotation, cellular component: acrosomal vesicle; extracellular region; zona pellucida receptor complex. NCBI's taxonomy places the organism in Eukaryota, Metazoa, Chordata, Aves, Galliformes, Phasianidae. The record is from RefSeq and is a predicted model, not a curated record. Gene Ontology annotation, biological process: binding of sperm to zona pellucida; acrosome assembly.
AUGGGGCUAACGUAUAUAAUAGAAGGUUUAGAUAAUAAAACGUUAUGUUCCAUAAUGCAGGAUUAUGGUGGUUCUCCUUUGGAGUUGUUUGCUGUGGGACUCAGCGUAGAGGUGCUCCGCUCUGCGGCCGGGAAAGCCCCUCCGCAGACUUCCCCGCGGCGGGUCGUCCAGCGCGCAACCCGGCCGCCGGAUGCCUGGCGGGGGUCGCUUAACGGCUGCCGAGCAGCGGUACGUCGGGCGGUGGCGGCGCAGAGCGCGGCCGGCGGAGGGACGCGUGGCCGCCCCCGGGCAACGGCCGCCGUCAUGUGCGGGCAGAGCCUCCUCCUGCUCGGCCUCCUCAUCGUCCUGCUGCAGGCGGUCCAGGCAGGUACGUGCCUUCACCGUACGGUGGCAAAAUCUGACAGCCCAUCUACACCCACCGGUAGACGUAGGAAAGCUAAAGGGUUAUUUUCCUCAAAAGCGAACAUUCAGUACUCAGGAAGUGCAGAGUCAGGAAGCAAUAGCUUAAAAAUAGUGGGAUCCAUCUUAUUUCCAGUGAAAGUUUAUGUCAAGCUGGAUCACAGUAGUCCACAUAUUCUAUGCGUCACAAAUCACCUACGAAACUCAGAAUUGAUUGAUCCAGUAUUCCGGUGGAAUGGACCAGGUGGUUAUCUUUCUUCAGAAAAUAGCAGUGUGCAAAUAUCACCAACGGGAACUUUAAUAUUUGGACACUUCAGAUCUGACCUGAGUGGAGUUUACACUUGUUCCCUUGUUUAUAAGCUUAUUGCUGCACAACCUGAUAAAAGACUCACAAUAAAAUAUCUUAUUUAUGCUUAUUCUGAUCCUCAGUAUUACUAUGAAUUGACAGUCCAGUACCAUGCAGCCCCCUGCAAUAGUUUUCGUAAUACUUCUUUUGGGAAGGUGUUGCUUCAGAUACUCAGCAAGCUCAUUGCUGACCUUUCAUGUGAGGUUUCACUAAUUAAGUCAGAAUGCCACCAUGUAAAAAUGCAGAGAGGAGGCCUACAGAACGAAAUGUUCUUUACAUUUUCAGUUGCUUGCUUAGACACAGAAAACAACAAACUAUGUCCGCAAAGUGCUUGUGAUGCACCUCAUAGAUUAUACAAGGCAAAGGACCUCAUAGAGAGAUUCUUUAAGAAAGAGGUGGAAAUUAGGAAGAAAAGUUCUGAACCAUUGCCUGAAAUAUACUACAUUGAAGGUACACUGCAAAUGGUGUGGGUUGAUCGUUGCUACCCAGGAUAUGGAGUGAAUGCUGUAAGGCAUCCAGACUGCCCAGAGUGUUGUGUUAUCUGCAGCCCAAGAUCUUACAAUCCCAGUAAUGGAAUUCACUGUCUUCAGUGUGACACCAGUUUGAUAUACGGAGCAACAACGUGCUGACAAUAGAGGGAAUGGCAAAGCUGCAAUAGGUCUCAUGCAUUUUAACCUGGUCAGACGCCAUUUUUUCAGACUGUGUCAUCUGUCACAUGACAACAAAA